Paecilomyces variotii is the source of this 1800-nucleotide messenger RNA. Its product is annotated as Tannase/feruloyl esterase. The coding region runs from base 1 to 1800 and encodes 599 amino acids. Lineage: Eukaryota; Fungi; Ascomycota; Eurotiomycetes; Eurotiales; Thermoascaceae. The record is from RefSeq and is a predicted model, not a curated record. The transcript has a single exon.
AUGCGUCGAGCUUUGGCCGUAGCUGCCAUCGCAGCGUCCGCCAAUGCAGCGUCCCUUGCGGAUGUUUGCACAGUGUCUAAUGUGCAGGCUGCUUUACCUGCCAAUGGCACCUUGCUCGGCAUCAACUUGAUCCCAUCGGCUUCAACCGCGAGCCCUGUCUACAAUGCCACCGCUGGAGGAGGAAUGGGUUCUACGAGCACUACCACUAGUGCUGAAACAUUCAAUUACUGUAAUGUGACAGUUACCUAUACGCACCCUGGCAAGGGUGAUACUGUGGUGGUCAAGUAUGCUUUCCCUAGUCCAGGUGAUUUCAAGAACCGAUUCUAUGUCGCAGGUGGUGGUGGUUACUCCCUCUCCAGCGAUGCAACUGGUGGUCUUGAAUACGGUGCUGUUGGAGGUGCCACCUCAGCAGGUUACGAUGCCUUCGACUACAGUUACGACGAAGUGGUUCUGCUUGGCAAUGGCUCCAUCAACUGGGACGCCACGUACAUGUUCGGAUAUCAGGCAUUGGGCGAGAUGACGAUUCUAGGAAAAGCCCUCACGAAGAACUUCUACGGGCUGUCUAGCAACACCAAGGUCUACACUUACUACGAGGGAUGCUCCGACGGUGGGCGAGAAGGUAUGAGCCAAGUUCAGCGCUGGGGUGAGGAAUACGACGGUGUUAUCACAGGUGCUCCAGCCUUCCGUCUAGCCCAGCAACAGGUUCUCCAUAUCUUUUCAUCUGCUGUCGAGCAUACGUUGGACUACUAUCCACCUCCAUGUGAACUGGAUAAGAUCGUGAAUGCCACUAUUGCUGCUUGCGAUCCUCUGGAUGGGAGAACAGACGGCGUCAUCUCUAGAACGGAUCUCUGUAAGCUCAACUUCAACCUGAGCUCAAUCAUCGGUGAACCCUACUACUGCGCGGCCGAGAGCAGCACGUCCCUUGGCUUCGGCUUCAGCAAGCGCGAUAUCAAAGGAGGAAAUCUGAACAAGCGUCAGGCCGCCGAAGGCAGCACGACCAGCUACCAACCAGCCCAGAACGGCACAGUUUCCGCGGAGGGAGUCGCUGUCGCCCAGACAAUUUACGACGGUCUCUUCAACUCCAAGGGCGAGCGAGCCUACCUCUCAUGGCAGAUCGGUUCCGAGCUCUCUGACGCUGACACUACCUGGAACAAUGACACAAAAUCAUGGGAGCUCAACAUCCCAUCCACCGGGGGCUCGUACGCGACCAAAUUCGUCGAAUUGCUCGAUCUCGACAACCUCUCGAACCUAGACAACGUCACAUACGACACUCUCGUCUCCUGGAUGGAAACCGGCAUGGUACGGUACCUCGACAGUCUCCAGACAACCAUACCUGAUCUCACAACCUUCCAAUCCUCCGGCGGAAAACUUCUUCAUUACCACGGAGAAUCCGACCCCAGUAUCCCCACCGCCUCCUCCGUGCACUACUGGCAAUCCGUCCGUUCGAUCAUGUACGGUAACCUCUCUGAGGAAGAGAGCCUCCAGGCCCUCGAGGAUUGGUACCAAUUCUACCUGGUCCCCGGCGCAGCCCACUGCGGGACCAACUCCCUGCAGCCUGGCCCAUACCCAGAGAACAACAUGGAGAUCAUGAUCGAUUGGGUCGAGAAUGGUGUGAAGCCAAGUCGUCUUAACGCGACUGUCUCCUCGGGUCCUUAUGCUGGCGAGACGCAGAUGUUGUGCCAGUGGCCGACUCGUCCGCUCUGGCACGGGAAUAGCUCGAGUUUUGACUGCGUCAACGAUCAGAAGUCUAUUGAAAGUUGGACUUAUAGUUUCCCCGCGUUCAAGGUCCCGGUCUACUAA